Polychytrium aggregatum is the source of this 3549-nucleotide messenger RNA. Its product is annotated as WD40-repeat-containing domain protein. Gene Ontology annotation, molecular function: protein binding; transcription corepressor activity. Gene Ontology annotation, biological process: regulation of DNA-templated transcription; negative regulation of canonical Wnt signaling pathway. Gene Ontology annotation, cellular component: transcription regulator complex; nucleus. NCBI's taxonomy places the organism in Eukaryota, Fungi, Chytridiomycota, Chytridiomycetes, Polychytriales. Bases 396 to 3197 code for a protein of 933 amino acids. The transcript is spliced from 10 exons. The record is from RefSeq and is a predicted model, not a curated record.
GUGGCUGUUGCCGUUGUGCCAUGUCUAGCUCGGCUGGCUGCUUGAGAAGCUCUGCCGUCCGGCCGGCCGCCAGCAGUGUCUGUUGCUCUGCAUCGAAUCCUGUUUCCACGCCGGCCUUUGCGCUGUGGUUUUCACGACGGCGAUGAUGCCACCGGAUCGAGGCCACCCGUCCUUCGUCGUCCUGUCGUCCUGUUCGUGCCUGCAGGGGCCAAAUCGCCCGGCCCCGGCCCCGGCCGUCUCGUUCGGCCUCGGACUACCUCUGUGCCGUGCUCUGGCCUUCGCAAACGUGCAACACCCCGAGCCGGUCCGCAACCGCCGCCACCGUCGAGGGAGAGAGAACGGGAAGCCAUGUGCUGCGGACCCGCUAACCAGCCUGUUUCUGCUCCCUGCUGCACAUGGAUGCUGCCGGCAGCAACGACUCCGGCGGUCGCAUCAUGAUAUCGGGCCGAACCGCAUCCAACUCGCCUCUAGCGUACCCUGUCUCCACACCCAACACCGCACGCAAGCUCUCUGCGCUGCCGCACGCUGCCGACCCAUCCCCAUCUGCCAAGUUUGCCUCAGUCGCCGCCAUGGCCCCGCUGCCCGAUGGCUCCGACCCAAUGGCGAUCGAGCCCAAUCACGACUCUCUCCAUCCGGCUGCCGAUGCCACCCCACCAGCGACCCUCACAAGCGCCCCACGAGCCGAAUCGCCUGUGCACAGCUAUGAGCAGAUCGACCAAGAGCCCACAGAAGCCUCCCAGGCGAUCGCGGGUGGUGAGCAGCUCGGGUCUCUCUCCAAGCCCGUCUCCUACUCGCCGGUUACCGGUGUCCCGAUCUCUGGAUCCCCGGACCUCGUCCAGCCAUACGUGUACCCUGAAGCCGAACAAAAGCUCGGUUCCAACGGUGCCGCCGAAAGUCCAAAGCACCACCCCGCUCUGGAUCCCACCAGGCUCGACCAGCCCGUCGUCCCAGCCAACGGCACCAGCAGAGGCAAUGGCAGCAAUAGCAACGUCGGCAGCAGCGCUGGCAUGGCGGCUUCCAAGUCCGCUGCCGAUUCCCCCGAGCUCAUUCACCGUAGCUCACCGGCCAAGGACGACCUCAAACCAGCCAGCGACACAUCGGACGCCGUCGCCGAGCCUGCCCUCCACGCGGCCAUCUCAUCAUAUGCGCUGGUUCCGCAGGAAGACUUUGAGGCACACGAUUUUUAUUCCCGCCAGAAGGCCCUGCACGAUAAAUCGCAAAAGCCAAAGGACCGCGAUGGGACCGAUCCCGACGUUGCGCUGCUCUCGGAGUCGACCGCCUUAGGCGGCCUCCCCAAGAGAGCCCGCAGUCCGUUCAGCUACUCCGGCCCGCCUGACUACGUCGAUCGGAUUCGGGAGGACAUUGUCGCGAUGGAGCGGUCGCUGCGGCAGCUGCAAAAAGAACGGCACGAGCUCCAAGCCAGCUAUUUGAAGUACUAUGAACAGUACUCUAGGCUCAAGAUCGAGAAUGCUCGGUACGUUGAUGCCAGCGCACGGUAUCGGGGAAUCAUCAACCAGCUGGUGCCAAUGGUCAAGCCUCAAAUCCAACACGGCGUUCAGUCAGAUAUGCAAACGAUCAAGGAGUUCUUGGAGCAGCCCCUUCCGACACCACAACCGGCAUCAUCGUCUUUCCCCUUAGCAAAUCCAUCCUCGCAGCCCAAAUCAUCAACGGCGUUGUCUGUGAAGAUCGAGACGGAUGGCAUUCGGAGUGGCGCCCCAAUCGCGACAACGCCGCCCUCCGUUCCCGAUGUCAGUCUCAAGCGCAAGUUCCCUGAAGAGACCUCGUUCCCGGUUCUUACUUCAUCAGUCUUUGAUGCAGACAUGGCCUCUCGGGCGGCCCUACGCUCGAAAAAGACCGAUGCUGGUCCGCCAAAGUUCGAUGCUGGACCGGCAGCUACAGAUCCUCGCUUCCUCGGCCACAUCCCUCCAGCUCCUGAAAUGACACCGACUCGAUUCUCGGCAUAUCCCGUUGCGUCUGUGCCCAAGUAUUCCCAACCCUUCCCCCAUGUUGGCUCACAGGCGGUGGUAUCGUCUCCCGCCAAUGAUGGCCGCGUCCCAGCAGGAGUCCCGAAAAUGCCGCCUCAGACCCAAGUUCCGCCUGGCGUGCAGCUGCCGGGCCAGCCGAUAGCGCAAGCCUCGAUCUCACCGGCGAAUCGUGGCCGAGUCGUAUCAAGCACUGGUCCGGGCAUGCCGCUUCCGGCUGUCGCUGGGGGCCCUUUUCCCGGCGCACACCGGUCCGGCGCCGCCGCCGCCGCCGUCGCUGCCAACCGACCCGAGGGCUGCCCGACCAAGGUCACGCAGAGCCUGGCUCUCCCUCACGGCGACACCGUCUGCGCCAUCGCUAUCUCGGUCAACAGCCGAUACAUCUUCACGGGCAGCAAGCUAUCGCUGAAGAUGUGGGACUACGAGCACAAGGAAGGCAAGAUCGGGAAGUGUAUCCACGCGCUGGACUGUUUCGCCGACCUGGGGCUCGGGGUUGUGCGGGCACUCAGACCAACCCGUGACGGCAAGCGACUACUUGUUGGUGGCGAAGGCUCGCACCUCGUGGUCAUCGACAUUGAAAAGGGUCUGGUGGUGACGUGCAAGCUCAAGACCCAGAACGUGGCCAUCUACAGUAUCCAAGUCAGCACGGAUAGCCGUCUGGCCUACGCGGCUUGCGGCGAUGGCAUCGUCCGUAUCUGGGACCUCUAUCAGGGCAAGAUCGGUCGCACACUGUCGGGACAUACCGAUCUCAUCACCGGCGUAGCGCUGACGCCGAUGGGCGAUCAGUUGUUUACUGCCUCGCUUGACAGAACCGUACGCGUCUGGGACAUGGACUCGGGCGAAGUCGGCAAAUGGCAUUUCGGCUCUCAAGUCUUUGCCCUGGGCAUCUCGCCUGUGCGGCCCAAUAUUGUCUGCGGCCUCGAGAACGGCGAGGUCGAGCUGGUCGAUGUCAACGACCACGACGGGCUCUCCAAGAAGGGCAACAAACACACCCAGGCGAUCCUGACGGUCAAGUACGCCCCGAACGGCGAGUGGCUGAUCACUACUGGCCAGGACUGCCGAUGGAUCAUCUGGUGUGCAAAGGAUCUGGGUGCGCUGUUUGCGCAAUCCACGGGCGGCCAGCCGAUCCUGGCGUCCGAAGUUUCGAGUUGCGGCAACUACUUUGUCAUCUCGUCCGGAGACACCAAUGCGUUCGUCUAUACUGUGAAGUACUAGAUGCGUCCCGAGGCCGUCGUGGCCCUGUCUCCGGUUUCGAGGGAGCUCAUAGUCGCUUCCCAUGCUGUAGCAGUCCUUGCUCCUGGAUAGCCGACAUUGACUCUGCCCAACGCUUGCUCCGUUCGCUUGUGCGCCCCCCCCCCUGGUUCUUGGGAUAUGCGAUGGCUGAUCUGGGCAUGUCCGUGGCCAUCCGGCAGCCUCCUCGCUUCGAGCCCGAGGAGAGUGGUAUAUAGCUGGCGCACGGCGUGUCUGUGACGUUUGCGUGUCUUGUUGCCCACAUGCUGACCGCCGGGUGAAAUACACUCUCGGGCUGCUUGAUUCUGGCGACAUGACUCGGUGCGGCAGCUUGAGC